Gopherus flavomarginatus (Mexican gopher tortoise) is the source of this 6494-nucleotide messenger RNA. RefSeq names its product quiescin sulfhydryl oxidase 2 (gene QSOX2). Gene Ontology annotation, cellular component: Golgi membrane. Gene Ontology annotation, biological process: protein folding. Bases 1 to 2046 code for a protein of 681 amino acids. The record is from RefSeq and is a predicted model, not a curated record. Lineage: Eukaryota; Metazoa; Chordata; Testudines; Testudinidae. Gene Ontology annotation, molecular function: flavin-dependent sulfhydryl oxidase activity; protein disulfide isomerase activity. The transcript has 12 exons.
AUGGCGGCGGGCGGUGCGGGCGGCGGCUGCGCCUCGGCCCCGCUGCUGCUGCUGGGGCUGGUGGCGGCGGCCGGGCUGGGCGGGGAGGCGGCGCGGCUGUACCGGCCCGGGGAGGACCCGCUGACCGUGCUGGAGGCGGGCACCGUGCGCCGGGCGCUGCUCAACUCCUCGGCCGCCUGGGUGCUGCAGUUCUACAGCUCGUCGUGCGGCCACUGCAUCGGCUUCGCCCCGACCUGGCGGGCCCUGGCCGGGGACGUGAAAGACUGGGAAUCUGCCAUCAGGAUUGGUGUGCUGGAUUGCGGGGAGGAAGAGAACUAUGAGACCUGUAAAGAAUAUGGUAUUCUCUACUAUCCAACUUUUAGGUACUUCAAAGCAUUUACAAAGCAGUUCACAACUGGGGAAAAUUACAAAGCAGGGUCAGAUCGUGAGCUCCAAACUGUUCGUCAAAUGAUGAUUGAUUUUCUACAGAACCAUUCCCAAGAAUCAAGACCACCUGCUUGCCCUCCCUUGGAUCCGAUUCUGUCCAGUGAGAUUGCUUCUCUUUUUGACCAGAAUAGUCAUCAUUAUACUGCCAUUGUGGUUGAAAGUAGUAACUCCUAUGUCGGGCGAGAGGUGAUCUUAGACUUGAUUCAGUAUGAAAACAUUAUGGUAAGGAGAGUGCUGAAUUCUGAUAAGGCUUUUCUAGAGAAACUUGGUAUUACCUCAAUCCCUUCAUGUUAUCUGAUCUAUCCAAAUGGGUCCCAUGGAUUAAUUAACAUUUUGAAGCCUCUUCGGUCUUUCUUUUCUUCCUAUUUAAAGUCACUGCCCGGCGUGAGAAGAAAACUUGUUUCACAACUUCCACUACCAAAAAAGCAAAGUAAACAGGAGGGCACAGAAAUCAAGGCAUGGAAGGAAUUUGAUAAAGCUAAACUGUACAUGGCUGACCUUGAAUCAGGAUUGCAUUACCUGCUCAGGGUAGAGCUUGCCACUCACAAGACGCUUGAGGGAGCUGAGCUAAAGACCUUCAAGGAUUUUGUUACAGUCAUUGCCAAGUUAUUUCCUGGCCGUCAGCCCGUGGUGAAGUUGUUAGAAACCUUGCAAGAGUGGCUGGUGAGCCUUCCAUUAGACAAAAUCCCUUAUGAUGCUAUCCUAGAUCUGGUCAACAACAAAAUGCGGAUUUCUGGAAUAUUCCUCACUACCCACGUUCAGUGGGUAGGCUGUCAGGGGAGCAGACCAGAGCUGAGAGGUUAUACCUGUUCCCUCUGGAAGCUGUUCCACACCUUAACUGUUCAAGCUGCAGUUCGACCAAAAGCCUUAAUCAAUACAGGUUUUGAGGAUAAUCCCCAAGUGGUCCUACAGAUCAUGCGGAGGUAUAUUCAGCACUUUUUUGGGUGCAAGGCUUGUGCAAAGCAUUUUGAAGAGAUGGCUAAAGAAUCCAUGGAUUCCGUGAAAACCCUAGACAAGGCUGUUCUCUGGCUGUGGGAGAAGCACAAUGUAGUGAAUGACAGGCUUGCAGGUGAUCCGAGUGAAGAUCCAAAAUUUCCUAAAGUUCAGUGGCCAACUCCAGAUCUCUGUCCUGAGUGCCAUGAUGAAAUUAAAGGAUUACACAGCUGGAAUGAGGCCCAAGUGCUACAAUUCUUGAAGCAUCACUAUCACAAUGAAAAUAUUCUAUAUAAAUACACGGAAGGCCAGGUUAACACUAAUGAAAUAGAAGUUGGGGAUUUGAGAGAGAGAAAAGGCACAAAUUUACCCAAGAAAACAAGUGGAAACAAAGACGACAAGAUCAUGGAUCAACAAAAUAUGUUGGAUUCAAAAUCUAAGGUCUUAGAUAAAUUAAUAGCAAAUAACGGACCUGUCAGAGAUAGAGGUAAAAAUGCAAUCGAAUCAGUUAUCCAUAAAGAGACCAAGCCAUCUGUGUCUUUCUUAGGGAUUGGAUUUUCUAGCAUAGACAUGAGUCUGUGUGUUGUACUUUAUGUAGCAUCAUCCUUAUUUUUAAUGAUAAUGUACUUUUUUUUCCGAAUGAGGUCCAAACGGUGGAAGGUGAGGUAUUAUCGUCCGGGUGUGUAGAACUUACAGAAAUGACAUUUUCAUUGUAAGUGGCUGAUCAGUACCAGACGCAGCUUUAAUAUUUUUGAUCAGGGAUUUUAUACACAGUAUUGUUUCAAAACCCUCCUCCCCCACUCCCAACUCAUUUCACCAGUGUUCUCAUUUAGUGCUGUAGAGCGUGUUCUGGGAAUCCCAAUAUUCGUCUCGUAUCCAGGUCCAUAGCACUGAGUUAAAGUGUUUACUAAAGGAGAAAGAUUGAACUUUUCCAUUAACAUAUCAUUACGUACUGUUUGCUUCAUUUACUGGUCUCUAAUGUGAGGAACUACACUAUGUAAUUAGUUACUCCAGGUGUUGGAAAGAAACUGAAUACUGGUGUGUGUGUUCUGACACAGCCUUUUAAUUUUAUCCCGAGUUGACUACAUAAUCUACCUGUCCACCCGCUGCUCAUUGUGUGAGAUCUUGUUGUUGCCUUUGGAGAAGCAAGAAUUUUGAUUUUUUUCAGAGAAAGAAACAGUGUAUUUGAAUAAACUUUACAAAUAUAUAAUGUUUUUUAAAAAUGAAUGUUUUUCUCCAUUACAUUUUUGCAGUUGGAAGCCAUAAGUGUCCAAAUACAAUUCCUCCCUCUCCCCUUAGUUCCAGCCAAGGGGAUAUGCACUUCCAGGAGGCUCAGCAGUUGGGGGUAUUUAGAUGAUCUGAAUAGUGUACAAGAGGCCUGAUUCUGAUCUUGCGUACGGCAAUGUCCAUUCAAAAAGAACCCUGUUGACUUCAAUGGGGUUACACCGUUGUAAGUGAGAGCAGACCCAGGCCGAAUCUUUUUGCCUGCCCCUCUAUUCCAAAUUUAGGCAGAGCAUUAAACAACCCAUCUUUAUUUGCUAAUUUAUAAAUAGGGGAGGAACUAAGGAAUAGUUAGGGAAAUACCGUACUGUUGAAUUACGCUAUUGGAAGCCACUUCUCAUUAACUCUAGUAAAGUGAAACUCUGUGCCUGGUCAAGCAGAGUGAAAGUCCUGCGUGGUUUUGGUGGGCCAAUACAAAUUUCAGUUCUGGUUACAGUGACUUUCUUACAACAUUGUGACACAUACAAAAAAACUUCAGUAGAAAGGUUCCACAAUGUAAGAAUCUUCACUCACAAUUGUGAAGUUUUCUGGUGCUACAAAAAUAUGAGUGAUUCAAGACAGUCUCCUUAUGCAUGUUCCUUCUGCUAGUGCAUUCCACUGUUUGGAUUAAAAACCAACAAAAUAAGAAUGGCCAUACAGGGUCAGUCCCGUGGUCUUCUGACAGUGGCCGGUACCAGAUGCUUCAGAAGGAAUGAACAGAACAGGGCAGUUAUCAAGGGAUCAUCCAGUCCCAGCUUCUGGCAGUCAAAAGUUUAGGGACACCCAGAGCAUGAGUUGCGUCCCUUACCAUCUUGGCUAUUAACCAUUGAUGGACCGAUCCUCCAGGAACUUCUUUUUUUAACCCAGUUAUAUUUUUGGCCUUCACAACAUCCCCUGGCAACGAGUUGCACAGGUUGACUGCAUUAUAUGAAGAAAUACGUCCUUACGUUUGUUUUUACACCUGCUGCUUAUUCAUUUCAUUGGAGUGACCGCUGGUUCUAAACAGACAUUUAGUUGCAACUGUGCUCAUCUCUUUUACUCCAAUAUGGGUCAUGGCAGCUUUUUGGAACAUAGAAAUUGCCGUUCCAGAUCAGACUACUGGUCCAUCUGUCGAGUAUCCUGCCUCUGACUGUGGCUGGUGCCAAAUGCUGCAGAGGAAGGCAUAAGAAGCCAUGAAAUGAACAGUUACAAAAUUACCAGUCCAAAGUGGAAGUUUCCUAAUUUCAGCUGUCAGUGGAUGGUUUAUGGCAUGGAGCAUGAGGUCUACAAUCCUAUCUAGUGUAACUCUUGGUCUUCUUCUAUUCAUGUAAAUGUCUAAUCUUUUUUUAAACCUGCCACACUGUAGCCUCAAUGUUUUCUUUUGGCAUUGAGUUCUACAAUCAAAUAUGUUGUGUAAAAAGGUAUUUCCUUAUAUCAGUGUUCAAGUUAACUCUCGAUUUCACUGAAUGUCCCCUUGCUCUUGUAUUAUGAGAGGGGGAAUAAACAGCUCCAGGCUAAUUCAAUCAUUUAUUCCUUCAUUUUAUUAAUUAUUCUGUGUACUUCUGUAAUGUCCCCUUCUUAUUUCCACUACAAGCCGUAUUACAAAGUUAAAACUUAGCAGUAAAAAUUAGCUAAAACUUAGCACAUACGUCUCAGCAAGGACAUAUUUUUUUUAUUAACAAAUGGAAAUUAUAGGGAUUUGUGUGUCAAACUGCAGCUUCGUGUAACUUUAAAAGAAGGCAAAUGAUUAUUCAAAGAAAGCCAGUGCAAAGGGACUAGCAGUGACUAUUGCAUAUUUACAAGAACCACUUCAAUAAAUUUACUCUGAAUACAUUUGUAUGUGUCUAAAAAUGCCUAAAUCUGCAUUCACAGAACAAGCGCUGUGAAGAAACCAUUAAUUCAUGUUUUCUUAAGAUGCCUUAGGGCUAAAGUUUGUUUAUGUGCAAAGCCUGAAUAAAUGGGCUUUGCAUGAGUGACAAAUCCCACCUGUAUACUUGGAGCUAGAUGGUGAGCACCCAUACAGGAGUUCUGCAUUCUGUUCUGUAUUCUGUCCACUGCCUGGGCCCCUUGGCAGUGUGCUGAGGUAGCAGAGUCUGCCAUAGGGUGAUGGUUUUAUGCUUGGGGUGUCUGUGAAGUUAGAAGAAUUUCUGCCAAAAUGGAUGGGAAGAAGCACCUAUGAACGAUUUCACGUCAGUCUGCAUUUUUCUAAGUAAAUGGAUGUUUUUAAAGGUGUGGUGUGAUAGACCAAAAUGGCUUCCUCCCUGUUUGGUGGGAUUAAGAAUCCCCGUAUGGGUUCAUGGGGCUCAUUUUUAAAUACUCCGAGAGAUGGUGAAACAAGAGUGGAAGUUAACAAUUAAGGUUCUCAGUCUGAUCUGUGCCAUUGUGCUUUGUUAUUAUAGGGUUUCAAAUAGUGGAGAGCCCAAAGGGGGGAGCUUAGAACAGAGGCCAAAAUUUUGGAACUUGGAGGCGUUAAGCCAGGCCCCUAACGAAGGGGCCUGAUUUUUUUGAGUUGACUUGACAAAGCGGAGGGAGCUCAGCAUCUCUAAAAAUUGGGCACCUGAUUUGGAAAAUGUUGAUCAGUCUCAGAGGGCUCUUUGAACUUACGAACAGCAGCAAGGAUCACACAUUUUAGUAUUAAAUAACACGCUCAUUUUUAACUCUGCUGGAUGUGUAGAAUUGGGUUUGAGUUUUUUAUCUCUUUUUAUUUUCAUCAGUAUAUUCAUUGAACCAAUCAAGCCAGUGAAGGAUCAUGGGGAUGAUUUUGCCCUUAGAACAGCUAGUGAAUGAUGCAUUUAAGAAAAUGUUCUUUGUUCACUGUAUAAAUACUGUAAGCUUUCACUCUGCCUUUAUGGUGUUUGAAACAUGGGAAGUGGAACAGAUACCCAAACUUCCAGAAUGGCUUUUUCCCCCUCAAAGAAUACAGAUAGAUGUAAACAGAAUUUGGAUUAUCCAAUCUUGGUGUUAUGGCUAAGUGCUGCCAUGUAAUUGGUACAUAGUUUUCAUUUUCAUUGGUAGCAGUGCCCACCUCACUUGGAAAAGCUACCCUGAACUUUGGGUUUAGUUUUGUAAAUCUCAGUUUGUGCUGUUACUAUGUAGGUUUAAACUGACCUGUGUUAUUUCCUUUUGUGCGUGAUGAUUGUCCCGAUGGAUUUUCACAUUCAGUGCUAUAAUGAUUUUACUCACGAUUGACUGUGUCUCCAGAAAGUGUCCAUCAUGAGAUAAUGCAGGGCUGUUUUGACAUGCUGUAUUACAAAUACCCUGUCAUAAGCUGGUUAUGUCCUUUUAUUAAAAUGCCUUUAAAAGCACCUAUUCAAUCCUGGCAUUUUGAUUUUAUAAUGCGCUAAGUUCCAAAAUGAGAUAAAUCGAUAUGUAUGGAUCAUACCAGACUUCCAUACUCAGGACGGAAUUUUGUCCAUCGUAACACACUGAAAGGGUUCUGUGCUAUUCGGAUGUUUUCAAUGUGAAAAUAUUAAACUGCAGAAAAAAAUGAAAAUAACAAAUAUAGGAACCUACUAGGUCUAAGGGAGGAGGGGAAGCUAGUGCCAAGAAUGCCAAAAUGAAACUCUUCCCUUGAGUUCCAAUUUUAACUGCAAAUUGUGUGUGUUUCAUGUGACUCCUGUUUAGAACUCGACGUUAGGACCAUUUUUACAAAAGGUUCAAAUGUAUUUUCUGGGUCUGAAAAUGUUGACUACAAGCUGUUGAGACUGAAUGUAAGUGUUCAGUAAUGUAAGUGUUUUUAUUUAUUUUUUGAUUGAAUGACUUGAAUAAAAGAGAAAGUAGUGGACAUGAAAAUGUCAGAUAUAUACCUCUCUCUAGCAGAGAAAGUGUUCAUUUUGUACUAAACUGUAAACGAAUGUGCUCAUUUAAAUAAAUACAUUGCACACAUUUUGGAAAAA